AUGACGCCUAACAGGGCUGCACAUGAUAAUAGCUGCUCGAUGGCUUCCAGCAAUCAUAUCGAUGUUAUACCUCACAACCAAGACGCUGCUUCCGUUCGGUCUGAGGACGAAGAUGGUGAGGUAGAUGGAGACAUUGGCUCAUCUGCUAGCAACUAUGGCAGCUCUGGAUCUGCAAGUUAUUGCAGCACUAUCCGCAGUGAUGCUGAAGAUUAUUACUGGGAGAAUGGUCGAAGAUACCACGCUAUGGGUGGUGGACGAUAUCUUCUCCCGAACGACGACACAGAACUGGACCGGGAAGACAUGAAACAUCAUAUGUGGACCUUGGUUCUCGAAGGCAAUCUUCACCUCGCUCCUCUGGGUGGCAGUCCGCAGAAGAUACUGGAUGUUGGUACAGGAUCAGGCAUCUGGGCAAUGCAGGCAGCGGACAGAUAUCCGUCAGCUGAAAUCAUAGGUUUCGACAUUUCGCCGGUGCAACCGAACUGGGUUCCGCCGAAUCUGGUCUUCGAGGUAGACGAUCUCGAGCAAGAAUGGCUGUGGGGAGCAGAGUCAUUCGACCUUGUACAUUGCAGGUUCAUGUUCAUGUCUGUAUUGGACUGGCCCGCAAUGCUCGAGCAGGCGUAUCGAACACUCAAGCCUGGAGGUUACAUUGAAUUAGAUGAACUUGAUUUGAAACCCAUGCCGGCAGUCAAGGGCAAACCGAGCCCACCACUCAUUGAUGAGUGGUUUGCCAUACAAGGUAACAUUUUAUCGAAGAAGGGAUACAACAUGCGUAUCGCAUCAGAGUUCAAGCAGCUGCUUCUGGAUGCAGGAUUUGAAGAUGUGGUAGAGGUCGUACGGCCAGUGCCUUGGGGUAUGUGGCCGUCAGACAAGCGACUCAGGGCCAUUGGAUAUUGGCAUAUUGAGCAACUCAAAAUGGGGUUGCAGGGCAUCACAAUGGCGACGUUGACUAGAGCAGGUUGGACAGUGGCCGAGGUCGAAAUAUUCCUCGCUGGGUUGCGUGCAGAGAUGAAAGAUCCGAGAUGGCAGAUCCAGGAUCAGGCGUAUAUUGUGUAUGGCAGGAAGCCACUUUGA
Messenger RNA from Aureobasidium melanogenum CBS 110374, 1071 nucleotides. RefSeq names its product S-adenosyl-L-methionine-dependent methyltransferase. Lineage: Eukaryota; Fungi; Ascomycota; Dothideomycetes; Dothideales; Saccotheciaceae. The transcript is spliced from 4 exons. The record is from RefSeq and is a predicted model, not a curated record. The coding region runs from base 1 to 1071 and encodes 356 amino acids. Gene Ontology annotation, molecular function: methyltransferase activity.